This is a messenger RNA of Peronospora farinosa, 1188 nucleotides long. NCBI's taxonomy places the organism in Eukaryota, Oomycota, Peronosporomycetes, Peronosporales, Peronosporaceae. The record is from the annotation of a GenBank genome assembly.
AUGUCGUACCUCUCGACAUCGACGCAUUUUAACAACUGGGUCUUUUCGACGGAGGAUCUCACGCGUGUACGUCGUUUGCAGCAUGUGAAGGCCAAGCGUGCACUGCGUUUAGAGCGUGAGGAGGCUCAAAAGCCAGAAACAACUGCUGCUAGUAGCCGUAAAGCUCGGUCGUUUGCGGCGCUGAUCCCGCGCUCGUCUACUGCUGUGCGAGACGCUUUCGAUUGGAACGAUAAUGUCGAUGUGGAUCUAUCGGUAGAAGAGGAAGCAGAAGAGAAGGCCAACAUACAGCUAACACCACUAUUGGAGUUUCUGAGCCCACAGCAAGAGACGCUGCUCCGAUCGUUUUACGAGGAAAAGAUACAGGAAAGCUGCAGUGCCCAGUUCCUGCGCACAUCAGACAAGGUCAAGUGCUGUGCUAUGAUGCUGUACAAGAGGUUUUACCUUAGCAACAGUGUGAUGGAGUUUCACCCAAAGUAUCUUGUCCCAACUGCUAUCUACGUGGCUGGAAAGGUUGAGGAGCAGUAUAUAUCGGUUGAUACUGUUGCUGAUCAGCUCCACGUAGACCACAAAUUUAUCAUAGGCCAUGAAAUGAUCCUGCUAGAGGGCGUGCGCUUCCAACUUAUCAUGUAUCAUCCAUUUCGCGCACUGCUGGGCUUUUUGGAUGAUUUUCGUGCCUUCGCCAAACAGGUGCUGAGUAAGGACUUACCUGCGACGGUUCUGCAAAAACUUCACGCCAAUUCAACCGCAUUGCUUAAUGACAUGUUGUUGACGGAUCUACCAUUGCUCCACUACCCGUCGUACUUGGCUCUGGCGGCGCUGUGGCAUGUAACGGGCGAGGUUGCAGCAAGCAGCGAUGAGAAGGUUUGCGGACUCACGAACGAGGACGUCCUGAAGUACGUUAAACACAGCAAGUUCUCCAAAAACCAACCGCUUCACGAAGUGCCUGGUCGACUGAAUGAGAUUACUGAGGCGUUCCACUUGCUGAAAUCCGAGAAGGGAGGUGAGAAAGUGGCUGCUUCUCGUGCAAAGCAGGUCAAACUCAUUUACAAGAAGCUCAAGCAGUUCCACAAGGAGGAGAAGAAAGACAAAAAGAAAAAGAGCGACGGUAAGAAGAAGGACAAGAAACGCAAGGACGGAUCUAAGGACAACAAGAUGAAGGUUAAAAAACAAAAGUCGGAGAAGGCUUAA